AUGGUCCAAUUAUUCAAAAGUAAAGACUAUUCAAUUGAGGUAAUACAAACCAUGGAUGAACAUGUUGGUGCAGUUGGGCAGCUACUAUUCACCAAAGAUGGGAAGAGGCUACUAUCUUCUUCGGCAGACAGGACAGUUAUUAUUCGCGAACGAAUGACCCGAGAGGAUGACAAUGGCUCUACGGUUGCGUUCCUCCUCUCAAAAGUCAUAACACUGAAGGCGUCGCCAGUUUCGAUAGUAACUCCCCCUGGUGAUCCAGACACGCUUAUCUUAUCCACGAUAGAUCGGCUUAUACAGAGAUACCAUAUACCAUCUAGCCGUCAGGUACACUCUUUUCGUGUUCUUGACCCGGAAAGCGGUGAUACUGCUGUGAUGAGCUCUCUCAUUCUUGAAAAGGACUACCCCGAAUAUGGCCCAAGACUUCUUAUUGGCGUAUCCACAACCGAUAAAUCCAUCAGGGUAUAUGACUCGGAGAAGGAUACCCUCCUCACCCGAGAGUUUGGCCAUACUGAAGGAGUCAGUGACGUUGUCCUUCUUGAAAGCAAUGAGCCAAAUUCUACAGGCGCGAUUAAAAGGACACUCAUUAGCACCGGCUUGGAUGGGGUAAUCAUGGUUUGGAAUCUCUCUACCCAACAGCAAUAUUUGCAAGAAAGUCCGCAUCUUCUUGUCCACCCUGAAGAGGAGACUCCAACAAAGGAACUUACCGCAGCUAAACCUCCGCUCCGCCGUAUCCUUUCUAAGACCGAAUUGGCUGGUUUCCAAAAGUCUGAUAAUGUUAUGACAACACCAACCCCGGUGCGUGACUCUCCUCCACGUAUCCGCAAGAAGACCUCUAGAUAUACGCUAGGAGGUGGUUUAAAAAACGGCGUCAAUGGUGUAUCAACAGUAUCUACACCGCCUCUUCCUCCUCGCCGAUCUCCCACUGCCCCAUAUUCCGAUAGCAGAAACCAGGCCAACCGGUCUCCAUCACCACCAAGCCCCCGGCACAUGUCCAAAACAGUAGCCAACAAAACAAGCAGUGGCAGUCUGCGGGCCAAUGGCAGCGUACGCCGGCCAUCGAUGCUCGAAGUUCGCACUCGCACGUCUAGUAAACCGAACUGGAAUUCAUCUCCUAACAGCAACUCGCCUAGUGAAUUCGGAAGCCUUAACAUGUCCACCGAGCAAGUCUGCCGUACGCUCCGUGCGUAUCGCAAAAAGCUUAACGUCUCAUCUGAUAAAUUUAACCUCCAAGGAGCCAGUGAACUCGAGCGAGAACUCGAUCUGACCGUCCGUUCGUUGGGUGACAAAAUGAAGAAGACCCAACUAAACGGGACGAAAAGUGACUCCCACUCCAAUGGAAACACGCCAACUGCCUGCAGAAACAAAGAUCUUUCGCCACUAGCUUCAAAGCAAGGCCGAACAGCCCGUCGGAUACCCUCAACGCCUAAUCUAAGUCAAGCGCGGAAGUGCAAAGGACAUCGAACGAACUCACUAGACGCAGAUGGAGAAGGAUAG
Molecule: messenger RNA, 1494 nt
Organism: Trichophyton rubrum CBS 118892
Lineage: Eukaryota; Fungi; Ascomycota; Eurotiomycetes; Onygenales; Arthrodermataceae
Exons: 1
Coding region: 1-1494 (497 amino acids)
Biological process (GO): regulation of mitotic cell cycle; mitotic spindle organization
Cellular component (GO): mitotic spindle
Molecular function (GO): protein binding
Source: RefSeq, a predicted model, not a curated record